Eruca vesicaria subsp. sativa (arugula) is the source of this 686-nucleotide messenger RNA. NCBI's taxonomy places the organism in Eukaryota, Viridiplantae, Streptophyta, Magnoliopsida, Brassicales, Brassicaceae. The record is from the annotation of a GenBank genome assembly.
ACAAAAAAAAAACACAGAAACCUAACUACAUCCGAACUCAAAUGGCGAAUUCAAUGGCUACGCUUUCCAGAAGACUCUACCGAUCUCUCCUAUCCAACCCCAGAUUCUCUCAACCUCCCAGAUCUUUCUGCACCAACAACAUCUCCGAUGAGGUAUCAUCCUCCAUCUCAGACACUGAAUCACCCAACGCUUCAGAUCCAAAUCAUCGAUUCUCCGGAGAAGAUCGCGUGAUGGAAGAGCGUCCACUCGAAAACGGCCUCGACGCUGGCAUUUUUAAGGCGAUAUUGGUGGGGCAAGUGGGGCAGCUACCUCUGCAGAAGAAGCUGAAGAGUGGGAGAACGGUUACUCUCUUCUCUGUAGGAACCGGUGGGAUGCGGAACAAUCGGAGACCGUUGAUUAACGAAGAUCCGAGAGAGUAUGCGAACCGUUCUGCUGUCCAGUGGCACCGUGUCUCUGUUUACCCUGAGCGUUUGGCUGAUCUUGUCUUAAAGAACGUUGAACCCGGCACCAUUGUCUACUUGGAAGGUAAUUUGGAGACCAAGAUUUUUACUGAUCCAGUCACUGGUUUGGUUCGACGUAUUAGAGAAGUCGCUAUUCGUAGAAACGGCCGAGUUGUGUUUUUAGGAAAAGCUGGUGAUAUGCAGCAGCCAAGUUCUGCUGAGCUCAGAGGCGUUGGCUAUUACUGA